CCAAUAUGAGGUCGAGAGAUCGCUUGGAGGAGAAGCGUUUUUAAUUUUGAAAUUAACGAUUUUGCCCUCAUAAGGGCAUUUACGUCAAAAUAACAGGGCAAGAUUCAUCCACGUGUCCAACAACAACACAACACAAACACAUCAUUAGUUUUAAAGAAAUAAGAUUCCUAUAUAAAUGUAUAAACGUUUCUCCUAUUCCCAAAUCUUCUUUCCUCAAUAUCACCCAGAAGAAAGAGAAAGUGAAACAGAUCAAGAAAGAGAUUGAGAAAAAUGUGUAGAGGCUUGAAUAAUGAAGAGAGCAGAAGAAGUGACGGAGGAGGUUGCCGGAGUCUCUGCACGAGACCGAGUGUUCCGGUAAGGUGUGAGCUUUGCGACGGAGACGCCUCCGUGUUCUGUGAAGCGGACUCGGCGUUCCUCUGUAGAAAAUGUGACCGGUGGGUUCAUGGAGCGAAUUUUCUAGCUUGGAGACACGUAAGGCGCGUGCUAUGCACUUCUUGUCAGAAACUCACGCGCCGGUGCCUCGUCGGAGAUCAUGACUUCCACGUUGUUUUACCGUCGGUGACGACGGUCGGAGAAACCACCGUGGAGAAUAGAAGUGAACAAGAUAAUCAUGAGGUUCCGUUUGUUUUUCUCUGAUUAUUAGAUUUUUUUGGUGUAAGCUAUAAAUAUUCUAGGGUUUUUAUGCAAUUUUCUUUUAAGAAAAAUCUGAAAAUUUUAAUUUUAUGAAGCUUAGAAUUUUAAGAAAUGUGUAAUGAAAAAAAAAAAAGAAUUUUAAGAAAUGGGUAGUGACUAAAAAUAGCAAAAAAUAUCUGCAAUAGAAAGGGAAGAAACAAGGAUCGUUUGUUGUUAUUGAGUUAUUCUUCGAAUCUUUUGCUUUUUUCUACUAAGCAAUGUUUGUAACCAACAAACAAAAAGUUCCAUAAAACUGCUGUAAAAAAAAAUUAACUCACCAAACUCUCUGUUUGGUAUUUUGUUAGAUAUUUAUUUUAGUGUAGUAAAUCUUUCUCACUACUUCUUUGGACUUGUCAUUUUCCUUAAUUUAAAGGUACAUAAAAGCAACUCCAGCCUUGUAUUCUUAGCAAUAAAAGUGAUUAAAUUUAA
Messenger RNA from Arabidopsis thaliana (thale cress), 1101 nucleotides. RefSeq names its product B-box type zinc finger family protein (gene BBX31). The transcript has a single exon. The coding region runs from base 271 to 636 and encodes 121 amino acids. The record is from RefSeq and is marked reviewed. Gene Ontology annotation, molecular function: zinc ion binding. Lineage: Eukaryota; Viridiplantae; Streptophyta; Magnoliopsida; Brassicales; Brassicaceae.